This is a messenger RNA of Gossypium raimondii (Peruvian cotton), 829 nucleotides long. Its product is annotated as enolase-like. NCBI's taxonomy places the organism in Eukaryota, Viridiplantae, Streptophyta, Magnoliopsida, Malvales, Malvaceae. Gene Ontology annotation, cellular component: phosphopyruvate hydratase complex. Gene Ontology annotation, biological process: glycolytic process. The record is from RefSeq and is a predicted model, not a curated record. The transcript is spliced from 6 exons. The coding region runs from base 79 to 522 and encodes 147 amino acids. Gene Ontology annotation, molecular function: magnesium ion binding; phosphopyruvate hydratase activity.
CCUCACUCUUUUUAAGUGUUGGCUUAAAAGAACACUCUCGUUAUUUCAUUUCUUCGCCCUUUAGCUCUCCAGGAAAACAUGGCUGUUACCAUCGCCUCCGUCAAAGCUAGGCAGAUCUUCGACAGCCGCGGAAAUCCAACGGUUGAGGUUGAUGUGGAAACAUCGAACGGUAAAAAGGUUAGAGCCGCAGUUCCAAGCGGUGCAUCCACAGGAAUUUACGAGGCUCUUGAAUUGAGAGAUGGAGGUUCCGAUUACCUUGGUAAAGGUGUAUCGAAGGCUGUUGCUAAUGUCAACACAAUCAUCGGAUCUGCAUUGAUUGGCAAGGACCCAACUGAGCAGACUGCUAUUGACAAUUUCAUGGUUCAACAACUUGAUGGAACUCAAAAUGAGUGGGGUUGGUGCAAACAAACGCUCGGUGCAAACGCCAUCCUUGCAGUGUCCCUUGCAGUUUGCAAAGCUGGAGCUGAAGUCAAGAACAUACCCCUUAUAAAGAAUGUGGUUGAAUUCUGGGUUAUUUGCUAAUGGGAGCCCAAUUGACCAGUGUUAUAUGACAUAAUAAAAAGCUAAACAUUUGACUUAACAAUUGGUAUUUGGGAAGCUCUCUUCUGAUGGACCCAUUCAUUCACAGCACGUUUGGUUCGCUGUAAUAGAAUAGAGGCGUAAUGGAAUAGAAGUGUAAUGUAAUAGAGGCGUAAUAACAAAUCAAUUGUUUGGUUGAAUGUAAUGGAAUAAAGGCGUAAUAGUAUUCUUGUGUUUGGUUGAAUGGAAUAGAGGUGUAAUAGCAUAAUAGAAAAAACUAAAAUGACUAGAAUACCCUUAGCAUAAAUUU